Molecule: messenger RNA, 6891 nt
Organism: Pocillopora verrucosa
Lineage: Eukaryota; Metazoa; Cnidaria; Anthozoa; Scleractinia; Pocilloporidae
Product: uro-adherence factor A
Biological process (GO): negative regulation of DNA-templated transcription; negative regulation of gene expression, epigenetic; protein localization to heterochromatin
Cellular component (GO): nucleoplasm
Molecular function (GO): RNA binding
Source: RefSeq, a predicted model, not a curated record
CGUACGGCCGGUGUGAUAAGUUUGUCAGUAUCUUGUCAUUGUCACAGUCUGGGAAGCGUGGUUAUUCAUUUCACAUCCGGCUGUAAAUAUUACAGACCCGUGUUACCGUUCUGCGUGGCGGAUCUCUCGCAAAUCAUAGUGGCGAGAGGCUGCUAUUUUCCUGAAAUCUUCCUCAGAAAGUUGUAAACAAUGCCUUCAGCGAGCGAUAACUUCUUCGAGCUUAAAGACUGUGUCUUUAUUAGAGGUUUUCCCGCAAACGUGAACUUCACAGCGUCCGACAUCAGGAAGUAUUUUAAUGACAGAGUUGGAAAAUGCUGCGUGGAGAUGACUGCUCUUUCCAAAGACAAAGGUCGGUUGUUCAUCGUCCUAAAAUUCGAUAGCAAAGCAGCUGCGCAAAAUGCCAUUGAAAGGUUCAGUGGGAAACAUGUCUUGAACUAUAAACUGAGACUGAACUUUUGGAGAGCCCCUUUAAAUAUGGUGCGCUCAGAAAGAUCAAGCAGAGACUCGUAUGAAAAGUAUCACCAAAGAUGGGACCACAAUGUAAGAUCUGAUAAAGAACCUGAAGAAUCAUUGAGACACCACAAGAACUCAACCAGAGAGCAGAAUUCCCACAGUACAAACCACUUGCCUAGAAAUUCCAUGCCUUAUGAUGAUCACGUGGAAUUCAAAAAGGAGUCCGAUAACUUCAGAGGGUUUCAACAACAUACUUAUAUGGACAGAUAUGAAACAAAUGAUGAUUUUAAAAAUUACCAAGAAAAAAAUGAAGAAUAUUCACAAGAUCGUUGGAGUAGUGACAGUGGACGCGAAAGACAAUAUCCAGUACUUGACCUUGACUGGAGUGAGUGGGAAUCUAACUUAAGAGGCAGCAGUGAAAACCUUUCAGAGAGGGGGUUCUAUGAGAGAGAACAGGAAUUCUUGCAUUCUCGUGGCGACAAGUUUUGGCGAGAACGUGAAGCUGACCAAGAAAGACGCCCAGAACUUGUUGAUGAAGAUUUUACCAAAGAUUAUGAUGAUAACUUUUUUCAAUGCGAAAACUACUUUGAAUUCACCGAUAACCAUCACGCGCACAACGAGAGGUUAUCACCAGUAAAAGCAGAGGGCAAAAGGGAUCAAAGAGGAGAUCGAUUCUGCGCAAGAAACGAUAGAGAAUGGUUUGGAAACAGAGAAUUUACAGAAGAAACCCGACGCAACUUCCCACCGUCCGAUCAAUCAGCAGAGUGGCCAAGAUGGGAGACAGUUGCCCUUAGCAACCAAACUAGAAAGCCAUUUAACCUAGAUGUCAUGAAGGACACGCCCACACACGUGACACGGGGUUUAAACCCAAGAGUCUCACCUCCGCCAGACGGAAGACCAAGGUCAGACGAGUGGGUGAGGAACAUUACCAGAAAUUUCCGUAGCAAAGAUCGGCAUAGUGCUUCGCCUGUGAACAUUCGCUCUCAGACGUUUGGUCGUGCUGGCUCUCCGCUUGCAGGUAAUACUUCAUCACAAACAAUUUCUGACUCUGCUCGCUCAAGAAAAGGUCGUGGUAGUAUUUCUCCUGUAAGAAACAGGCACUCCACCAAUGGAAGAAGCAAUAGGAGUUGUUCAGUCGACAAAGGGUUUGGUUCCAAAACUCAUGAAUCCUCACCAAUGAAUGGGAGAUUAAGUUAUUCCUACAAUGAGCAUAGCUUUGGAAGAAAGACGAGAGAAAGUCGAAGUUUCUCACCAAACCCAAAUACUAAGACGUCUUGGCCGAGAGGACAUGGUAACAAUGGUAAGGAGGUCGACCUUCGACGUUCUUUUAUGAUGCAUCAACAAGGAAAACAUUCAUCUUCGCGAGAAAGAGAUAGAGAAGUCAGUCUAAAGCACUCGCCCAGAAGGACGAGAAGCUCUCUGGAGAAAUAUAAGGUCGAACCAUCCUCUUGUCGACAAGCCAUAAACAGGAAGAGACGUAAUGAAGACGACCUCAGAAGAGACGACAGAACUAAAAGAAGGAGACAAACAAGUUCAGGCAUCUGUGACAAUGCGUCAAGCCAACUUGGAAACGGGAACAGUGAUUCCACCCGGAAGAGACAUAAAAGAGAAACUGAUGAGAGAAUAAAGUUAUCACCUCGAGAUCGUGAACGAAAAGCAAGACGGUCGAGAGAUCCUGCAGCAAGUAAUUCGAACACAAGGAGAGCAGAUCGUUUUCUAAGUGACCUGGCUGUAACUUUGGCCCAGGGCAAGGUUCUCAACAAAGGACCAGAAGCUAACUUACGUGCUUCAAAAGGGAACGCAUCAACCAGUGGUAAUUCCAUUGAAGGAAAGUGUCGUGGAAAUAAAACAAGGCUCCCUAUAAACCCAGCCAGUGAGUCAGAGGGAUCCAGACCUGGUGAGAGGAGGUACCACGAGCAAGAGAAGGCAGCCGCUGCCUCGGACAAAAACAAACAAUCUUCAAACGUAGAGGAGGGUAUCAGCUGUGCGGAAUUAGCAAUGGAGGGGGACAAUGAAGAGAGUAUCAUUGAAGCAGAAGUUUCAUCUUGUAAUGAACCUUCAGACCAGGAAGAAGAAGAGGAAACUGACGGAAAUGAAAGUUCCAAUUUGUCGGAGGAUGAUUCAGAACGUGCGGAUUCAUAUGAGAAUAGUAUCUCUUUCGAAGAUGACUUUUUGGACGUAGAUGAAGACUUAAGUUCUGUUAUUGAUGAUGAGAUUGAUGAUGACAUGCCUGAAAUCAAUGACAUUGAUGGAGACGGAACUGAUGAAUGCAGCGAAUGUUCUAAAUUGUCGACAGGAAAUUCAGAAAAUGCUGAUCACUUCGAGAUUACGGGGAAAGGAUUACAACGUAACAACUCUUCUUCAGAUGAGGAAUUUUCGAAACUGAACUUGGCAGAAGAAUUGAUGGAAGUUGUUCACACUGCGGAUUUGCGUGAUUUCCGGUCUCUUGAGACUUUGGAAAAACUGGAUUACGUUGAGACGUUGUCAGAAAAAGAAAACAAAACCUCUCACGAUGACCAAGUAACGAACUCAGAUGAGUCCUUUCAAGAGUUGAUUCUCAAACAGAAGGUCAAGGAGCACACAGAAAAUGUCAUACACGAGGAAAGUAUGUCAACAACUGCACAUCAUGCUCACGGGGAUAUUUCUUCUGUUCAAGGGAAGCCACCUGAAUGGGAAGAAGGUAAAGAAUCUUGUCAUCUAAAUGCGAAAUGUAACAUGGGUAAGAACGCAAGCCAGGCACUUUCUGUGGAAGUAUCGUCAAGGACCCAAGUUUUGAACAUGUCACCCGACAACGUAUUGACUCGUGAUGAAGACAAGGCUGAUGGAAGCUUAUGCCAGAAGGAGGAGCGCGAGGCAAUGUACCGAAGUAAGGAAAACUAUCAGGAGGCUGAUGUGGAGUCUGUUCCAGAAGAUAUUACCCGUGAUCGAACCUCGUCAACUAAGAUUUCUUGUUUCCCUGGUACGUUAAGUAACACAGAAACUGAUUACAGGCGUGAUGACAAAUUUAACCCACAAUUUAUAGACAGGAGGAGCGGUCCUAAAGUGCCUCUUUCAGUAACAAGCUGCAACAGUACGAAGGACAAUUCAGGUCCCUUAAAUGAGGGAAGUUAUAACGAGGAGAAAUCUUAUUGCAACGGGAGUGAAAACCUAGCAGUAUGUACCACUGAAAGCGAGCGUGUACGUGACAGCAUAAGAAAAACGAAAGAAGGUCAAUACGAGCUAAAGAGUAAUAACCGGAAACAUUCUAAUGGUGCUGAUAAUGAGGAUAAGAGAGACCAAAGAAACGUAAAAAGUUGUGAUUUGGAUCCACUUAUCAAUAACAAAAGUGAUGUCAAGACGGAAACCUCUCGUAGAGUGCUGCCCCUUAAAAAACGUGAAGAUACUAUUACGUAUGCCACAUUCCAAGAUAAGUUUUUGUGCAAGCAAGGAGAAGUUUAUAUCCCUGGAGAAGCUCGGGUAGCACGAAAAGAAGUCUGUCAUAACAACGAAGAUGGUCUCGUUCAUAACUGGAAUGUGAAAGAUGUUAGACUACCUGAAGGCUCUACUUCGGACAGAGAACAAGAUUUGCCUAAAGAGGGAGCUGUUGUGAAAAAUGGUUUGGACGGAGACAGUGACGAUUUCGAGGAUCAUCUCGGUCAAGAACAUGCAAUGCACCAUGCGGAAACUUUAAAUGACACCAAAACAAAGGUAGGUUCUCGUGACGUUUCUAACUCUCGAGAAGAAAAAGAUUUGGAAAGCCGUAGGCGAAGCGAAGAGGUCUUCCCGUCUGUGAAAGACGAUAUCUUCUCAGGGACUGCAGAUCUUCAACGUGUUGAUAUGGAAAUAAGCUUAGAAGGGGAGAUUCCUGACGUUUCGAAAGAGUUAUCACUGCGUGUGGAUAAUGACACCGUUGCUGAGGAUGGUGAUGGAAAUAGACCUUAUUCUCCCAGCAGUCCAACCUGGACAAGUGAGGAACACCGCUCCCCACUCCCAAAAGAUGACAUGUCGCUCUAUUCCCCGAGUCGCCCAACAAGCGUGAGCGGAAGUGACGCACAACGAAGUAUCAUCGUCGAGGACUUGUCUAACGAGGACCGUAACUAUGAUGGCAUUGAACCAGUCUUUGAUUCCAUGGAGGUGGGUUGUGAUUUACCAGAGAAGGAAAAUGUUACGGUCAACAGCGGCAUCACAAAAGGGCCAUUUACAAGUUCUUUCAUAUUUUGUAGCUCACCAAAAUCUGAAUCUGAAUUACUUCAAGGGCAAUCAAUACUCGAUAUAACUGAGGAAAAUAUUUUACGAAGACCUGCGAUACCAAAUAGCAAGAUAGAAAACCGCAAAGUGAAGGACGAGAACGGUAAGUGUGAUGAAGACAGCCUUGGCAACGAUAGUGAGAUUUUGUCAAAUAACCCAGGCACGGAAAAGAUUUCUAAAGACGAUCUGAGGUACAUGAAAUAUCAAGAGGGAACAAAUGACCUUGUACCACUUGCCUCUGUGGAUGUCAAGCCUAAAAUAGAAUAUAUAACAGCUACAAAGCUGCAUAAAGCUGAGGAUGUUAAAGUUUUGUUAGAAAAUUCUGUUAAAGAAAAGAAUGAUAACGAUGACUGGAAGUCUUUAAGAUGCCAAGAGAGAACGCAAAGUUUGCCAACCUCUGCUACCAUGGAUGUGAUACCUAAGAAAGCAUUUGUAACCUCCGCCAAAACUUACCUCGUUUACACUGACAGCGGAACUCGGCACAAACCCCGCAUAUUUUAUGCUACUAACGAUACUACUGCUAGACCUGCGAGGUCUCUCUCCUUGGAUACAGCGUGGUCUUCGGAUGAGAACCCUGAACAAGGCCCCAGCAAAGCAUCAUCAAACAAUGAAGAGGAACGACGGCAAUCAGCUGCUAAAAGAGCUGAUAUAACAAUCAGAAGGGAGGAGGAAAAUCCUGAUAGUCUUGUCGAACCAUCGUUGUCUAGUGGGCCAUGUAGCUGGGAUUCGCCUUUAAAACUUAACGGAGAUAUGUCUGAGGAUGGUGAUCAGAGUGUUACUCUAGUCCGUGGUUUAUUCGUCAAUUUAAGGUCUGAUAACAUGGCUGUGUUACCGGAUCCAGGACGUGAGAAUUGUGCCGAUGCAAGAGUGACAAUGAGUGCAAAUACAGCGUCAACUACCUCUUCUCCCUGUUCAGGUGACAUUAUUUUGGCUCCUAGCUCAGAUCCGGGAAAUGAAGAGUCAUUACCCAUACGGACGCCAUUGCAGCCGACAGAUAAAGAGGCGCCUGUUAAAAACGACGGAAGAAACUCGCCGAGCUGCUUGUCCCAUAAUGAGGUGUCGUUAGAUAUCCAAGCACUAUGUGGGACGAAUAAAAAAGACUUCUCCCCAGCUACUGACCAUCAUCUUAAUACCUCGUCGCAAGUAGCCAAAACAACAAAAUCGGUAUCAAACUUGGCUAUUUCUGAUAUCAGUAAUGACAACUUAAGGCCUGAUGAGCCUUCGGUAACCUCUGUAGUGACCAGCAAUAUGCCUGUUGCAUGUGGACGUGACGACCAGAUAGUGUCUCUGCUGAUGUGUUCCGAUGAUAUUCAGAGUGCAAAUGCGGAGAUGCAAGGUAAAAAUGAAAAUGACUUUCAAACUGAAUUCUCUUUGGGAGGAAUCCAACGGCAGGCUUCAGUUAAUCAAAAUGGAGACAACACAUGUCAUUCAACCCCUGCUAUCAUUAAGAGGCCCCGCCCUGACUCCAGUGAAGAACCUUUUCACACCAGUAAAGUGGCUCGGAAAGCUCUCAAACUUAUCAUGCCAACAGAUCGAACUCCUAAUCCCCGUGGGAAGGCGAACCCAAAUUCUGCUCUCUUCACAAGAUAUUCUAAGAAGACCAGCUCUUGUACAAUGACUUCCGCUGACUUGGCUAUCGUCGCAGAGAGAAGCCCUGCGCACGUUGUGGUUGGCGAUGCCCUUUUCACUAAUAAACGAAAUCAUGUUGGUAAUGAUGUGUGCGCAGAAAAUGAUUCCAGUUGUAGGAAUAUCAGCAUAGACAACAGAGACAGUCACACUUUAAAGAAUGACGGUUUUACUCUUGCGCUGAAAACUGGUAUGUCACCGCCAACGACGAAUAUCGAAAGUCACAUGCAAACUCAGUCAUUUGUUGCUGAUAUUAGUGUCAAAGAUCACACAGGCACGAGGAUCUUGUCGGACUUUGAGGCUAGCUGUAGAAGAAAAGAAACUGACCUGGUCGCUUUCAAGAUGGAAAAGCUUCGGAAAAAAAAAGAGGAGAUAGAGCAGGUUUACAAGCAGGAAUGCGAAACAGUGAUAAGUGUAGUUAAGAUGUUAGUGAGGAAUGAUCCAAGACUGGAAGGUCUGUUACAGAAUGCAGUGCGUCGCACCUUGCAGGAUAUGGGACGAAGAUGUGUGCAAGAGCUUGAGAAGCAGGCUCGUCCUGGAACAUAGAUUCCUUCGCUUUCUUAUUAGCUCAGUCCUCAUCAAUGC